CAGAGACUGCGGACACGGUGCAGGGGAUGAACAGAGACUGCGGACACGGUGCAGGGAAUGAACAGAGACUGCGGACACGGGUCAGGGAUGAACAGAGACUGUGGACACGGUUCAGGGGAUGAACAGAGACUGCGGACACGGUGCAGGGGAUGAACAGAGACUGCGGACACGGUGCAGGGGAUUAACAGAGACUGCGGACACGGUACGGGGGAUGACGAGAGACUGCGGACACAGUACGGGGGAUGACCAGAGACUGUGGACACGGUACGGGAGAUGACCAGAGACUUCGGACAUGUGACAGGUCCCAGAAGAUGGC
This is a messenger RNA of Staurois parvus, 316 nucleotides long. The record is from the annotation of a GenBank genome assembly. Lineage: Eukaryota; Metazoa; Chordata; Amphibia; Anura; Ranidae.